This is a messenger RNA of Microstroma glucosiphilum, 2018 nucleotides long. RefSeq names its product SRP54-domain-containing protein. Bases 58 to 1947 code for a protein of 629 amino acids. Gene Ontology annotation, cellular component: cytosol; signal recognition particle, endoplasmic reticulum targeting. The record is from RefSeq and is a predicted model, not a curated record. Gene Ontology annotation, molecular function: endoplasmic reticulum signal sequence receptor activity; GTP binding; ATP hydrolysis activity. The transcript has 3 exons. Gene Ontology annotation, biological process: SRP-dependent cotranslational protein targeting to membrane; SRP-dependent cotranslational protein targeting to membrane, translocation. NCBI's taxonomy places the organism in Eukaryota, Fungi, Basidiomycota, Exobasidiomycetes, Microstromatales, Microstromataceae.
CAUCCUACAAACACAUCGCAGCGCCCAUCGUCAUCCUCACUCACUUGCUGCUGCGCGAUGGUCCUCACAUCACUCGGACGUCGCAUCAACUCGGCGUUUGCAGACCUCUCCCGCGCACCGCAGGUCGACGAUGCCACCAUUGAGGCCCUCCUCAAGUCCGUCUGCUCUGCCCUGCUAGAGUCAGAUGUCAAUGUCCGCCUCGUCUCCGAGCUGCGCAACUCGGUACGAGCCGAGGUGAAAGAAGGGCUCAAUGACAAGAGCAAGUCCUCGUUGCAGGAUGGUCAGCGCAAGGCCCUCGUGCAAAAGGCCGUGUUCGACCACCUGGUCAAGCUUGUGGACCCCACGCCAGGUCAAGAGCAAUGGAAGCCCACGAAGGGCAAGCCAAAUGUGGUCAUGUUCGUUGGUCUGCAGGGAAGCGGUAAGACGACGAGUGUGACCAAGCUGGGACAUCACUACGCCAAAAGGGGUUUCAAAGUCGGACUCGUCUGCGCCGAUACCUUCCGUGCGGGAGCCUUUGAUCAGCUCAAGCAGAAUGCCUCCAAAGCCAAUAUCCCCUUCUACGGUUCUUAUACCGAGACCGAUCCCGUCGUCAUCGCCAAGCAGGGAGUGGACUCUUUCAAGAAGAAUAGGUUCGAAGUCAUCAUCGUCGACACAUCGGGUAGGCAUCGACAGGAAGCGGAGCUCUUCGAAGAGAUGGUCGAGAUUGCCGAUGCUGUCAAGCCGGACAUGACAAUUAUGGUCUUGGAUGCGUCCAUUGGUCAGGCAGCCGAGGAGCAGAGUAAGGCUUUCAAGGAGGCAGCAGGAUACGGAGGUAUCUUCGUCACCAAGCUUGAUGGUCAUGCCAAGGGAGGAGGAGCUAUCUCAGCCGUUGCUGCUACGCAUACACCAAUUCUCUAUCUUGGACUGGGAGAGCAUAUCGCCGAUCUCGAGAUCUUCCGUCCUGCCCCCUUCAUCUCGAAGCUCCUAGGUCAAGGCGACCUGACAGGUCUGAUGGACAAGAUGGAGGAGGUCCGUACUCAGAAUCCUGAACGUCAAAAGGAGCUGAUGAAGAAGCUGGAAGAGGGCGGAAAAUUCACAGUGCGGGAUUGGAAGGAGCAGUUGGGCAACAUCAUGGGUAUGGGCCCUCUCUCCAAGAUCGCCGGCAUGAUCCCUGGUAUGGGAGCCAUGCUCGGUGGUGGCGGAGGCGAAGGGGACGAGGCCGCCAACGGCAAGAUGAAGCGGAUGAUGUACAUCUGCGAUUCCAUGACAAAGGAGGAGCUGGACUCAGACGGAUCUCUCUUCUACACACCUGUGGGCGGAAAGGGCAAGGGGAAAGCCAAGGGCAAGGAGGCUUCUUCUAGCAAGUCGAAGCAGGUUGCCAAGGUCGACGAGGAGGGCAAGAGCAAGGAGAAGAAGAAGGCCAAGCAGGUCAAGGUGAGGAUGACGGCUAGGGCCAGGAGGGUGGCGCAGGGUAGCGGGACAAGCGUAAGAGAGGUAGAGGAGUUCUUGAUGCAGUACAGGAUGGUGUCCAAGAUGGUGCAAAGCAUGGGCGGUCUCGCCCGCUUCAAGCAGCAGACCUCCGGCGCCGGCUCGCGUCCAGGCGCAGGCGGCAUGCCUCAGCUCCCACCAGGCGUAGACCGCAAUCAGAUAGCGGCAAUGCAGAACAUGCUUCCUCCGGAGAUCAAGGCGCAGCUCCGUCAGCCCGGUGGGCGGGAGAAGCUCAUGGCACAGAUCCAGAGGGGGGAGAUCAAUCCUGCCGCUCUCAUGGGUGGAGCGGGUGGGGCAGGAGGCCUUGGUGGGUUUCCUGGAAUGGGAGGAGCUGGAGGAGCGGGUGGGAUGCCUGAUCUAGGAGCGAUGAUGCAGCAGAUGGGAGGUAUGGGAGGAAUGGGCAAUAUGAUGAAGAUGUUUGGAGGCAUGAUGGGAGGCGGAGGAGGAGGACCGGGAGCAGGCGCGGGUGAGGGUCGUUGAGCCACCUUGUACUUUCUCCGUACGUAUCCUUGAGGGAGUGGUACUGCAAUCAACAGUAUUCAAGUCAAAAC